AUGGCCCUUCGAGCAGACAACUUCAGUAGAGAAGCAAAGAUGUUGAGAAAUAACUUUAGAGUUAGACCAGUGGUAUAUACCUUGGCUCAGGUCAACAGAAGAGCCUUCACUAACACUACAGCUAAAUUUUUCUUUGACAAAGCACCAUCACCAGAGCAACAAGAACAAGCAUUUAGCAAGGUUAAAAAGAUUUUGUCAGAGAACCCAGAAUUGAUGCAAUUGACAGUUGAGUUUAAGGAAUUGUUGAGCAGAAAGGGUCUCUUGUCCUCGGGAAAGCCAUCGAUCACUCAAAUGAUGAAAUUAUUGGCCGACAAGGAAGUGAGAGAACAUGGUGCUAAAUUGAAAAAGUUUUUGGACUCGCAAGAGACGGGAUUGACUCAAGAAGAGUUGGCAACGUUAACUGGUGCUUACAUGUUUCAAAACAAGGAUCUCAAAUAG
Molecule: messenger RNA, 438 nt
Organism: Lodderomyces theae
Lineage: Eukaryota; Fungi; Ascomycota; Pichiomycetes; Serinales; Debaryomycetaceae
Exons: 1
Coding region: 1-438 (145 amino acids)
Source: RefSeq, a predicted model, not a curated record